AUGAGCAAUUCAGACGUGGUAACCCUAAAUGUUGGUGGUACAAAGUUCACCACUUUUGCUUCAACGCUGCAGAGGUUUCCAGACUCCAGACUGGCGCACAUGCUGGAUGGCGGUGACCGGGAUUUCAGGCUAGUGAACGGUCAGUAUUUUGUAGACCGGGACGGCUCCUUAUUUAGCUACAUCUUGGACUACCUCAGAACUUCUCAGCUGACUUUGCCAUCUGAUUUCUCGGAAUACGAAAGACUUCAGAGGGAAGCAGAGUUCUACCAGCUUCAGGCUCUGGCUGAGCAGCUGGGCCAGGAGAAUUUUUACCGGCCCAGGCAGGAGAUCUUGGAAGUGAGGUUCCUCCUGCAAGAGACGCACGCUUUCUUUCGCAUCUUCUGCUCAUGCAGCAGUACGGUUGAAGCUCUUGCGGACCGCAUUGUAAUGUAUGUCGAACAGUCUCUUGGAGGUCAAGGAUGGAACUUCCCAUUUUCUAACCAGAAACCUCUGGCUCCUGUGCCGCUACAAAGACCCUCACAUCAUGACCUUGUCUUCCAGUGUGGGACAGACCACACAACAGGAGAUCAGUUUGGAGCCAGGUAUGUGUCCAUAAAGCCUGACCAAAGAAAGCUAUUGAAUGGUACCAACGUGCUGGGACUUUUGCUGGACAUCUUGCUACGUGAUGGCUUUAGCCUGGUGAGCACAAGAGCCGUAUCAGCAGAGGAGAAAGUAGAGUGUUACACAUUCCAGAGGAAGAAGAGACCUGAAAUCCUUACCAUCUCCGAGAACUACAAACAGGAAAAGAAUGUCAAUAGCCAAGUGAAACAGAGCAAACCAAACAAAAAGAAAUGA
Nanorana parkeri is the source of this 834-nucleotide messenger RNA. RefSeq names its product potassium channel regulator (gene KCNRG). The transcript has 2 exons. Bases 1 to 834 code for a protein of 277 amino acids. Gene Ontology annotation, molecular function: protein binding. Gene Ontology annotation, cellular component: endoplasmic reticulum. The record is from RefSeq and is a predicted model, not a curated record. Gene Ontology annotation, biological process: negative regulation of delayed rectifier potassium channel activity; protein homooligomerization. Lineage: Eukaryota; Metazoa; Chordata; Amphibia; Anura; Dicroglossidae.